Molecule: messenger RNA, 1985 nt
Organism: Salvelinus sp. IW2-2015
Lineage: Eukaryota; Metazoa; Chordata; Actinopteri; Salmoniformes; Salmonidae
Source: RefSeq, a predicted model, not a curated record
AUGGUAGAGGAGGCAACGGUGACGCCCGGGCCCCGCACCAGCGCAGUAUGGGCUCUCACACAGCGUCGGUCUGAGGUGAUCUCAUCAUCGGAUCCGCGUUACCCGGAUUACAUCAUACGCGGCGAGUCAGGCUACCUCACUGGUAACCAUGUGACCUGCACUUUGCACAGCAGUCCCGACGUGCCAGAACAGCUGGAUGGUUCCUGCUCGAGACGGAAACUCACCUGCAAGUACCAGCAACUACAGCAGGGGUCUGUGCUGACGGCCAGAUAUGGCAACAGCAGUCACACAGGCGGUGUAGCAGUCCCUGCCCCGGCAGCCAGCAGGCCUUUAGAGGAGAAGCCAGACCCAGAGAACCUCAUCUGGAGAGUCUUGCUGGGCGAGCGGAUUGGUCCAGACGUGGGAGAGGGACUGUUCUCGUCGGAGGUGGGGCCAUUGGAGGUAGACCAUAGCAGCGUGAAGUUCCCCCUCAAAAGCUCACUGGGGGAGUUCAGUCUGGACCGGCGGAGGAAUGAUACUGGAGACCUGCUGUUCCCCAACAGGACGUUGCUGACAGGGAUGAGGAGCAACAACCGUACCAACAGAACCAGGUGGGAAGCCAGCAGCUGGAGUGAGUGUUCUCGUACCUGUGGUGAGGGCUUCCAGUUCCGUCUGGUGCGCUGCUGGAAGAUGCUGUCCCCCGGGCUGGACAGCUCUGUGUACAGUGAUCUCUGCACCCUGGCAGAACUGGAGAGGCCCCUGGAGCGCCGCGCCUGUAAGAGCCCCACCUGUGGCCCCCAAUGGGAGGUGGCCGAGUGGACUGAGUGUCCAGCCAAGUGUGGCCGCAGGGCCCAGGUGACCCGGGAGGUCAGGUGUUCAGACGAAACCAAGUUAUGUGAUCCCCCGACCCGCCCCCCUAACAUUAAGAACUGCACAGGCUCGCCCUGCGAGCGCCAGUGGACUGUGUCAGAGUGGGGGCCGUGCUCGGGGUUGUGCGGCCAGGGGAAGAUGGUACGCCACGUGUACUGUAAGACACCAGAGGGCCGUGUGGUGCCUGAAUCCCAGUGCUCUCCGGAGAAUAAGCCCCUGGCCAUCCAUCCCUGUGGGGAGAAGGACUGUGCCCCACACUGGCUCACUCAGGACUGGGAGAGGUGUAACACGACAUGUGGCCGCGGUGUGAAGCGGAGGAUCGUGCAAUGCGCCGGCAUCACCGCUGGGAAGUUCCAGACCCACGACGACGAGGACUGUGGUGCCAGUGAGAGGCCAGAGGACGAGAACACCUGCUUUGAGAGGCCCUGUUUCAAGUGGUACACCACACCCUGGUCUGAGUGCACUAAGAUGUGUGGUGUGGGUGUUAGGAUGAGAGAUGUAAAGUGCUACCAGGCUAGGGAGAUUGUGAGAGGGUGUGACCCCCUGACCAAGCCUGUGGCCAAGCAGACCUGCGCCCUGCAACCCUGUCCCACUGAACCCCCAGAUGAGAGCUGUCAGGACCGACCCACCACCAACUGCUCUCUAGCUCUGAAGGUGAACCUGUGCAGUCACUGGUACUACAGCAAGGCCUGCUGCCAUUCCUGCAGGGCCCAGCACGCCUCUUAGUAUUGCCUGACACCCCCAAAGCCUUUCCCCCAUAGUAGGCUACUCUACUUCACCACAGUAAGUUACUCUACUACACCACACUAGGCUACUCUACUACACUACAGUAGACUACUCUACUACACCACAGUAGACUACUCUACUACACCACAGUAGGCUACUCUACUACACCCCAGUAGGCUACUCUACUACACCACACUAGGCUACUCUACUAUACCACAAUAGGCUACUCUACUACACCACAAUAGGCUACUUUACUACACCACAGUAGGCUACUCUACUAUACCACAGUAUGCUACUCUACUACACCACACUAGGCUACUCUACUACACCCCAGUAGGCUAGUCUACUACACCACACUAGGCUACUCUACUACACCACAGUAGACUACUCUACUACACCACAGUAGACUA